Messenger RNA from Etheostoma cragini (Arkansas darter), 761 nucleotides. It is a transcript of the gene ufc1, whose product is annotated as ubiquitin-fold modifier conjugating enzyme 1. Gene Ontology annotation, biological process: protein K69-linked ufmylation. The transcript has 4 exons. Bases 19 to 537 code for a protein of 172 amino acids. The record is from RefSeq and is a predicted model, not a curated record. Lineage: Eukaryota; Metazoa; Chordata; Actinopteri; Perciformes; Percidae. Gene Ontology annotation, cellular component: cytoplasm. Gene Ontology annotation, molecular function: UFM1 conjugating enzyme activity.
UAUUUCUGCACCCGGCCGAUGGCUGACGAGGCCGCGCGCAGGGCCGCGUCGCAACUGCCGCUACUGAAGACGCACGCCGGGCCGCGGGACCGCGCGCUGUGGCCGCAGCGGCUGAAGGAGGAGUACCAGAGCUUGAUCCGCGCCGUGGAGCAAAACAAGGCGGCGGACUGCGACUGGUUCCGCCUCGAGUCCAACGCCGACGGCACGCGCUGGACUGGCACGUGCUGGCUCAUCCACGAGCUGCUGCGCUACGACUUCCGGGUGGAGUUCGACAUCCCGGUGACGUACCCGGACACGGCGCCAGAGGUGGCGGUACCGGAGCUGGACGGGAAGACCGCGAAGAUGUUCCGCGGCGGCAAGAUCUGCCUCACGGAGCACUUCGCGCCGCUUUGGGCGCGCAACGCGCCGCGCUUCGGGCUCGCGCACCUGAUGGCGUUGGGGCUCGGGCCGUGGCUCGCCGUGGAGGUCCCGGAUCUGAUCAGCAAGGGGAUCGUGGUGCACCGGGAGCGGCAGGGCGACGCGGUGGCGGUCUUGUGACGUCACUGGGAUCGGCAGGGCGACGCGGUGGCGGCGGCCGAGUGACGUCACCGGGAGCCUGAACUGACUGAAACAGUUUCAGAGUAAAAAGAUAAAAAAUGAACAGUCUGAUGGAGAGAUGAUAAAAAGAUAAAAGAUGAAUAACCUGACGUCAUUAGGUCUGUUGGAGAGGUUUGAGAUCAUCUAUGUAAUGUGUUAUAAUAAAUAUAAUAAAAUAUAAAAUA